This is a messenger RNA of Camellia sinensis, 1176 nucleotides long. NCBI's taxonomy places the organism in Eukaryota, Viridiplantae, Streptophyta, Magnoliopsida, Ericales, Theaceae. The record is from RefSeq and is a predicted model, not a curated record.
CUCAGAUCUGGACGGGAGACGGUCCGAACUUAGUUCUUCAAUAAAAAAAAAACUUUGUGGGACUUUCAAUACCAAGAUCCCCUUUCCAUUAUUUAAAUGUAUAUGCACAUACAUGUAUGUCACAGAGAUCCAUCGUUGGAUCACAAAACUGAAAGACAAAACUCAGAGAGAGGGAGAGAUGGAGUCCUGAUCAAGCUGGUAGAAGCAAUUAUGUUUUUCUUCUUCUUAGUGAUUGCAAUAGAAGUUCCGGUUUUGAAUGCACAAGUAUGCCUACCUUCCAAAUUCUUCCCAGGCUUCCUUGUCGAUCUCUUCUCUGGUACAGCCAUGAGUUUGGCGAUUACUUGUUUGUCGAGAAGUCUCCUUUCUUCAUUGGUCUGAUGUGGCUUGAGCUUCUAAUCCAGUGGCCACUAUCAAUUCUGAAUCUCUAUAGCAUUUGUCGAAGGAAGUCGUGGUUCAAUACCACAUGCUUAGUCUAUGGCUUAUCUGCUUUCACUACAACGGUUGCUAUUUUAGCAGACAUGAUUAUUUCCUCCAAAUUAACAGAUAAGUUGAUGAUAGUGUACUUCCCUUUUGCGGGUUUCGAUGUUUUAGCCAUUUUGCGCAGCUUGCUACCAUACUUUAGCCAGACUAGGGCUGUCAAUGGAACAUCUAAUUUGGCUAGAAAAAAGAGGGCUUGAGUUGAGAGACAACUCAAAUUAGAGAAAUGUUUCCUAGCUCGAAAUACAUUGGCUCGAAUGGCUCAAAUACCCAAAACGACGUCGUUUUAGGUAUUUUUUUUUUCUUUCUUCUUUCUGCCUCCCGUUUCUCUCUCAGUCGUCUUCUUCAGACCCAGAUCUCAGUUUUUGGAGAAACCCAAAUCCAUUGCUAUGGUGCUUUGUGGUAUCAGAGUUUGGAACAACCUGAGAAAGAAGAGACUCCAUUGUCUAGACCACCAAGGUCUCCAAACCCACAGCCCCAAAAUCCAUCAUGUAACUUCCACCAAUCUGCAGAGAUUUACAAAGCAAGAGUUCAUGAGAGAGAGAGAGAGAGAGAGAGAGAGAGUUAUGCCAUGAGAGGGAAGAGCUUGGUUUUGAUUUUGAUUUUGUUUUGAUUUGAGGUAUGUUGUUGUGAUUAAGAGGUUUGUUCAUAUGCCUGAUUUAAACAUGGGUUUUUAUGCUACUCAUCUCAUUUCUGUGA